AUGGCACGCCAUGGCAAGGUAAAGGUGCGACUCAAGAGGCAGAAGCCUACGAGUAAGGCCAGCAGAGACCAUCAACCGGGACACCUGACGAUGCAACAAGAAGCGCGGAACACAGAGGGGCGCAACUUAUGGCGUCCAGGUUCAAACCUGCGUCACCAAGGAGUCCGGUUCGUGAGGGCAGGGAACACCUCACCAGACGAACAGAGUGAAAAAGAAGUCACCGAGCUAGAAGAAAACCUCCAGCAACCACCAACAAAUGAAGCGAAGUCAAAUGACGACUUAAGCAACUCAAAAGACGAACCGGCAACAGAUAAUGCGCUAUUUUUUAUCGACCUCUUAGGUGAUCGUGCCACAUAUACCGGGCUGGCGGACCCAACUACUGCACUAUCAUUGUCCGAGUGUGAUGAUUCUAGCGAAGACGAAGUAGUGUUUCAUGGGCGACGUAGGCUUGAGGCCAGACCCCAUGUUAUCGUUGAACCAGGAUAUGUCCCGAAGGUCGCCUCAACAACUAAUACGUUGCCAUCUACACCCACAUCAUCACCCAAGGCAAAGUUGACCCCGCUUAAUCCUAGUGCGUGCCCAGCUCGUGAUGUUCCCCAAGCAAGCCAUGGCCUACCGAUCAAUCCUCCAGAAAAGAAUAGUACACAACACAAAAAGACUGAAGGGUCGCACACCGCGAAUGUAGUCUGGAAGGCAUCGGCGGAUGAAGAUGAUGACAUCCUAGAUGACUAUAUAGCGAACAUGGCCGAACAUUACUACGAAGAUCUACAUAAAGCUAAAGCGAACGGGCCAGUGCGCGCCACAGGGAUACUACCACAGAACUCUCAAAGUCAUAUGACCACAUCUGAUUCGAGUGAUCUUACCGAUAAAGAGAAAUAUCCACCGGGUGGAAGUUAUCCAGAACACGAGCGCGAUACAACCACCCUCUCCGAGCUUGUGCUGAGAUUAGCAGGUGUCGAGCAUGAAGUAAACGCUGCUAACGACGUAGACAUCUAUCCAUCCGAUGAUGCCGCCGCAUCAGCGAGCAAUGUUGACGUGGACGGCUUGCAAGUCAGCGACUCUGACGAGAAGAAUAUGUUUGACAGUGAUCUAGAUAUCGAGGGACUCGAGGCUCUGCGACGCCAAGUACAAGGGCGAUACAUUAGGCCUCAACAGAAACGGGGGAAUUCGAGGGGCGGCUUCUUUGCCUCGGCUACUGCCUUCGCCGAUGCGUUGGAGACUGAUCCUUAUUAUGGCCUGGAUAUCAUGGAUUUCAACAGGCCAAGCCUCAGGAAAAGGCAAAAAGGAGGGUCUCGCGCUCUAGAUAUGGUGUUGUCAGACAGUGAACUCGAAAUAGGACUGCAGAACGCCUGGCGAAAUGACCGAGAGAAGAAAAAGGCCCGAAAGCAGAAACGAGAAGAACUCCGCUCCCAAGGUCUACUGAGCCGAGGUAGACAUGACCCCGAUCUCAAGAGCAAAUAUUCCAACGGCAUAGGUUUCGAUGAUUUGAAAUCUGAAAUACGCACUUUCCUGAUGUCGGCGAGGAAUAGCCUGGCCCUUCCCCCUAUGACUAAGCACCGCAGAAAAUUGGUACAUGACCUGGCAAAUGAAUUGGCUUUGGGUUCACAAUCACGAGGUAAAGGGUCCUCGAGAUUUCCUAUUCUCCAUAAAACGUCCCGAACCCCGAGGCACACACAAAAGACAAUCUCUCAUAUCGACAAGAUAUUCUCAGGGGGGCAUUCUAAACGUGGGGCUAUUAGAUCGUGGGAACAAAAUGUCACAAAGUCUGCUAAGAGUCGCCGUGGUCGCCCUGACAGUUCUGUCUCCUACAUGGAUGGGGAUAUUGUCGGCGCGUCUGCACCUGAGAUAGGGGCAGAAAAUAAAGGGAGGGCAAUGCUAGAGAAAAUGGGUUGGAGUACAGGAACCGCUCUUGGUGCUACUAACAACAAGGGUAUUCUUUUACCUGUUCCACAUGUGGUGAAAAACUCCAAGGCUGGCCUAGGAUAG
Messenger RNA from Aspergillus alliaceus, 1986 nucleotides. Its product is annotated as putative R3H and G-patch domain protein. The coding region runs from base 1 to 1986 and encodes 661 amino acids. Gene Ontology annotation, molecular function: nucleic acid binding. The transcript is spliced from 3 exons. Lineage: Eukaryota; Fungi; Ascomycota; Eurotiomycetes; Eurotiales; Aspergillaceae. The record is from RefSeq and is a predicted model, not a curated record.